UGUAAAGUGGGUGUGUACUGCUUCACUCGGUUAACAAUAUAAAAUUUCUUGAAAUUUCAACGAACUAGCUGUUUUUGGUACAAAAUGUCAACCAGCCCAAAGCCUGUAAAGAAAGUGCCGAUUCACUUACAAAGCGCCCAGAAUCGCGUUUACAUUAAAAACGGUGAAAUCGUCAACCAUGAUAAAAGCUUCAAGGCGGACGUUUACAUUGAGGAUGGCAUCAUUAAAUUCGUUGGACCUGCGAGCGAUAUAACAAUUCCGGGCGGCGUACGUACCAUCGAUGCAACGGGCAGAAUGAUAAUACCAGGUGGCAUUGAUCCCCAUACACAUCUGCAGUGUCCGUUCGGUGAUACGGUUACCGUCGAUGAUUUUUAUCGUGGUACAAAAGCAGCUGUUGCCGGUGGCACGACUAUGAUAAUCGAUUGUGUGCUGCCCAAAAAACAUGAGUCAAUGAUUGAGGCCUACGACAAGUGGCGCAGCUGGGCGGAUCCCAAAGUAUGUUGUGAUUAUGCACUCCAUGUGGCCAUCACCUGGUGGUCCAAGUCGGUGUCCGAGGAGAUUGGCAUACUUUGCAAGGAGCUGGGCGUCAAUUCGUUGAAAAUGUAUAUGGCCUACAAGGAUCUCUAUAUGCUAAACGAUUCUGAUCUUUUGGAUGUUUUCGAGCGAAUUCGAAGCCUAAAUGGUGUCGCAAUGGUUCAUGCUGAGAAUGGUGAUAUUAUAGCCAAAAAUACAAAGAGCUUGUUGGCCGAGGGCAUCUGCGGUCCCGAGGGACACGAACUGUCCCGCCAAGAGGAGGUCGAGGCGGAAGCAGUGCAUCGCGCUUGCAUUUUGGCCCAUCAGAUGAAGACACCGCUAUACGUUGCCGGCGUAACCAGCAAAUCCUCCGCUGAGCUCGUGGGCCGAGCCCGUCGCAGUGGCUACUCGGUGUUUGGCGAAACCCUGGCCAGCUCCAUUGGUCGCAGUAUGAGCAGUGUUCGCAAGCCAGAACGUGUUUAUUACAUUACUAGUCCACCAAUCCGUAUGUCUGCCGAAACGCCCAGGCAACUCAUGAAAUCUCUGGCAUACGAUGAUCUGCAGGUCACUGGCAGCGAUAACUGUACGUACAACAAGAAACAAAAGGAGAUGGGUUUGAAGGACUUUACCAAAAUUCCAAAUGGCGUCAAUGGUGCUGAGGAUCGCAUGUCGGUGGUGUGGGAAAAGGGAGUCCAACAGGGUCUACUCGAUCCGUGCAGAUUUGUUGCCGUAACUAGUACAAAUGCGGCAAAAAUAUUCAAUAUCUACCCGCAAAAAGGCAGAAUCGCUGUUGGUUCCGAUGCUGAUAUUGUCAUAUGGAAUCCACUGGCUACGCGCACCAUCUCCAAGGAUACCCAUCAGCAUGCAUGCGAUUUGAAUAUUUUCGAGGGCAUGACCGUGCAUGGUGUGCCCGAAAUUGUAAUGGUCCGUGGGCGUAUCUGUGCCGAGAAUGGAACAAUUCGCGUUGCCGAAGGUCAUGGACGGUUCAUACCGAUGCCAGUGCGACCGCCAUUUGUUUAUGACAUUAUUGAGGGCAAAGUACAAUCAUCCGAGGAGCAGCAGCAGCAGCAGCACCAACAGCAACAGCACGAGGAACAUCACAAUGGCAAUUUGAUCAAAAAGUUUGCUGAAUUGGAUAUCCUAAUACCAGCACCGGAACCGCUUGCCGAAAUGCUCGCUGGCAACUUACCAAUGCCGGCGGAAGGUUCCAUUUGCAGCACACCCUCGGUGCGUGGACGUGUCGAUGGCAAACGAGAUAUGCAGGAAUCAUCUUUCUCGAUUAGCGAGGAGUUGGACAGAUCCGGUGUUCGUGCUUGUAUUAAAGUUAAGAAUCCGCCUGGUGGGAAAUCAUCCGGAUUUUGGUAAAGAAAAAACCAAACAGAAAACAAAAAAAAAUAACAUCUUAUCGACGCUUUAAGAUACAUAAUAAUCGCACAAAGCGGUCUUCAUCAGGCAGAAUCUGCGCUCAUUUAAAAUAAGAUUUAUAUAUCCACAAAAUAAGAUUUAUAUAGCCACAAAUGAAUUAUCUUCGCUAUUUAUAUUAAAUGUUUUCCAUUGAUUAGCUUAAUUUAAUCGCAUUUACAUAUAUAUUUAUGUAAAUAUAUAGCAGAAUAUUGUUUAAAUCACGUCGAUUUCCAAGUUGAAUACGGGAUGUCAUCAAUGUCCUUCAAGAAGUACCAGUGAAUAGUCUGAACCAAAUCAAAAAUUCUUUUUUUUUUUUCAGCUAAAUAAAUAGAUACCCCCGCCCCUCAUUAUGUUUUUUUGUAUUUCUAAAAUGAAAUUAAACGAUUUCCAUUGAUUUAAUGUUACGUUGUAGGCAUGCACUCUUUAUUUUUAAAAAUUAUGAUUGACAAACUAUGCAAAAUUAAAUGUUUCAUUAUAUAUUAACUCAAUAUAAGUAAUAUAAUACACAGUUAUUCAUGCUGAAUAUAUAUAAUUACAUUUGCUUUUAUUUUAUUUUAACAAUAUACAUAUAUCAUGCCUGUUGCAAAUAAAAUACACCUAUAACUGCCUAAACAGAUUAAUUGCGUAAAAUAUCUAACUCCAAAUCAUCAAUUCAGAGCAAUUAGGUAAUCUAUUAAUGUGUACUCAAAAAAUUUCAUCUGAUUUAUUGGGUAUUUUUUUAUAAUUGAAUUAAUAAUUUAAUGUAAUUGAAUUGAUUAACUUACAAGAGGUAAAAUACAAUUUAUUGGUUUUGCCUGUCUGCCUUUCAACUAUAUACUUACAUUUUGUUAAAGCAAAACAGUAUUAAUAAUCAUUAUAAAAGUCAUACAAAUAAACACACUAAUCAACUAAAA
Molecule: messenger RNA, 2810 nt
Organism: Drosophila grimshawi
Lineage: Eukaryota; Metazoa; Arthropoda; Insecta; Diptera; Drosophilidae
Product: dihydropyrimidinase
Exons: 10
Coding region: 85-1878 (597 amino acids)
Biological process (GO): pyrimidine nucleobase catabolic process
Cellular component (GO): cytoplasm; cytosol
Molecular function (GO): dihydropyrimidinase activity
Source: RefSeq, a predicted model, not a curated record